AUGCCCAACCUAGCCGCCUUGACGUUCGACGACUUCCCCGGCGAGAAGAUUGAUGAGCUUCUUGAGCUCCUGGACAGGUGGAACGCCACGGCAACUUUUUUCAUCAACGGGCCAUACGACCCAAGCGAGCCAGUCCUGCAGGAACGGAUUUUAGGUCCCCGCUUGCAGAAGAUCCAUAACGCAGGUCACCAGAUUGCCUCGCAUACGUAUGACCAUGUCAAUCUUCAGACCGCCGAUGCACCUGCUAUUCUGAACGAGAUGACACUGCUGGACCGAUGGUUAGCAGAGGUGUUAGGCGUGACAGCUCCGCGAUUCAUGAGAGCCCCGUACGGUGAAUGCAACGCGACGUGCGCGCGGACCCUGACUCUUGCGGGGUACAAAGUGAUCGGCUGGGGCUUUGAUACCGAGGACUGGAAAUAUGCCACUCCGGAAACGGUGCAUCGCAGCAUCGCCAAGGUGCACGAAUACAUCGGCCAGUUCAAGGAGCGCAAAAUUGUCGACAUGGCGGCAGACAUCGUACUCAUGCACGCAUUUAUCAACACCACCGUCACCACAGUGGCGCCUGCCGUUUUGGAGGCCUUUAGCCGCGAAGGGCUCCGGUUCGUAUCAGUGGCCGAGUCUUGGCUCAAUGGCUUGCGUGGCAUGGCCAGCGUCAUUGUCGCCCUCAAUCACUACCUCUACGGCGAAUUUAGCGCACCGUGGCUAGGCUUUGGCAGCAGUCCAGAGAACCGCUACCUCCACCAACUUCCAUUCAUCCGCAUUAUCUGGUGCGGCCAUGCGAUGCCACCAAUCUUCUUCGUCGUCUCCGGAUACUGUGCCUGUUAUUCUGGCCUCCGGCUUCGCGAUGCCCAAGACUAUGCAGCAAUGGCAAAGAGUCUCUCCCAUUCUGCUUUCCGCCGCGGCCUGCGUCUCUACCUCCCUGUAUUCUUCAUGAGUGCACUGUCGCAGCUUCUUCUUUUCUGCGGCCUGUACAACUGGCGCUGGACCGAAACCGCCCUAGUACCGUGGCAUGCCCCUAUAGAGCAUCUCAAAUACCUGGCAACAUACCUGCUGGACAUCACCAACCUCGUCUACCUUACCGACAAUCCGGGCCUCAACGUACAGUUUUGGGUUAUUCCCCUGGAAUACAUCGGCUCGCUCACCAUCUACGUAACGGUCCUGGCGCUGGCUGGUGUCAAGGCUCAUUUCCGCCCGGCGGUUCUCGCCGCACUGAUUGCUCCUUUUGUGUAUCGUGGCCAUUACAACACGUACACAUUUUUGGCAGGCCAUUUGAUUUGCGAGAUGAACCUUCUACACUCCCAGCGGGGAGGGUGGCGCUUUGGCCGACGCGUCAAUGCUGCACUAUUCUUUUUCGCUUGGUUUCUUAUUGGUCUACCCGACAACUACUUUGAUACCCCGGGCUAUUCGUUCCUCUCUGCUCUCGAGCCGUCCCCCUGGGGAACAUACGCGCAGCAAAACUGGCGAGGGCUCGCCGCCAUCCUUUUGGUUUUCAGCAUGAGCAAUGACAUCCGACUUCAGUCACUGCCCAACAGCCGGAUCCCUCAAUAUCUCAGCACCAUCUCGUGGGAAAUUUACCUCAGCCACACCAUGAUAUAUCGUUUAUGGCGGAACCCGCUCGUCAACUUUUUCAUGAGCUGGUUCGAUGGGGCGCAGAGCGAUUAA
Messenger RNA from Lasiodiplodia theobromae, 1662 nucleotides. Its product is annotated as Acyltransferase protein. The coding region runs from base 1 to 1662 and encodes 553 amino acids. The record is from RefSeq and is a predicted model, not a curated record. Gene Ontology annotation, molecular function: hydrolase activity, acting on carbon-nitrogen (but not peptide) bonds; acyltransferase activity, transferring groups other than amino-acyl groups. Gene Ontology annotation, biological process: carbohydrate metabolic process. Lineage: Eukaryota; Fungi; Ascomycota; Dothideomycetes; Botryosphaeriales; Botryosphaeriaceae. The transcript is spliced from 5 exons.